CACAUUAUAUUAUUCGUCAAUCAAGUAAAAGAUCUGAGUUUAUGUUAUCCGUUUGGUUAAGAUGAUUAAGUCGAUCCUAUUGCGUCCCUGUUCAUCUCCCAUCCCCGGUGAUGUUAAAGAUAUCCACCGCGCGGGAUUAUCGCCGCCGUCCAAAACUCGAUUCGCUUCCACGAUUCGCUCUUCUUCCAGCAGCGACGCCUACAUACCGAAGCUCGAACCUUUUAGCAGAACGAAAUUCGAGCGGGCCGUCAAAGAGCCUCCCCUGAUUGAGAAGUCCGAGAACCAACUCGCCGAUUACUGUUCCACACUUGAAGGAGACGAUUCUUAUAGUUGCUGGAGAGCUUAUUUCGAGUUGAAAGAUCUUGAGAAAGAUACACCGAAAGAAGAUUUAGAGAAGAUAAUUAUUCAAGCAGGGGGUGUCAAGUCAUUGAUCGGACUCUUACAUGGAAUUGCAUCCAUCCGCAAGGGAAACAACAAUGGAUUUUCAAAUAUGGCUAAGCCGUUGGUUACCGAAAAUGAAGGUAAGAGAUUCUUGCAUAUCCCCGAUGGGUUGCCAAAAUCUGCAGAAGAAUUAGAGGAGGAAGAGAGAGGAAGAAUGCCUGAUUCCCCCUUUACCAGAAUGCUUAGAACUAAGGGCACAUUUCCUGCCUGGUACUCUCCUGCACCUGACCACGAGACCGAUUGAU
Molecule: messenger RNA, 686 nt
Organism: Hibiscus syriacus
Lineage: Eukaryota; Viridiplantae; Streptophyta; Magnoliopsida; Malvales; Malvaceae
Product: CCG-binding protein 1-like
Exons: 3
Coding region: 62-685 (207 amino acids)
Biological process (GO): pollen tube guidance
Cellular component (GO): nucleus; cytosol
Molecular function (GO): mediator complex binding
Source: RefSeq, a predicted model, not a curated record